This is a messenger RNA of Seminavis robusta, 2537 nucleotides long. The record is from the annotation of a GenBank genome assembly. NCBI's taxonomy places the organism in Eukaryota, Bacillariophyta, Bacillariophyceae, Naviculales, Naviculaceae.
CCAGCUCGAAGAGAUUGACAGAAGGCAGCAAGGAGGAACCAUGAGCGAUGCUUCGUCUGAAGAUAUCCAAGAUCCAACUGCACCGGCAGAAGAACAAGAAGAGCCUCAGGCUCAGGCUGGUGUCGACCAAGCCUCAGGUCCUACCAAUACGUUAAGUUCUACCGGUAGUACCACUGCCAAUAAUAUCAAUACGAGUGAUGCCGCGGCAGAGAUUCCUCCAUUGAAUACUUCUGAUGAUGUCCCCACCAAGGCAGAGAAUUCCCAACAAAGACUCCAGUUUUUUAACAAAAAGGAAGCUGACAAUGAUGAUGCCUACUUCAAUAAUCCAGAGAUUUUCCAAAACUUUGAAGAAAUGCUAGAGGCAAAGAGUCAUGAACGUGCAAUGCGUGUUGCCACUACUUCCGAUGAUGCCCGCAGCGCCAAUGCGGCAAUCUUUGAAGAAAUGGUAGCGGCAAAGGCCGGUGAACGUGGUGCAAUGAUUACUACUGGUGCCAUGAGGGAUACCACUACUACUAGUAAAGCUGGCAAAGAGCAAGUUCCCACGGCUGCUACGAACAAUAUUACCAAGUCUAUUGCAUCUGCCAACAUUGGUCGUCUGCCAGACGUUAUUAUGACGGAUAUGCAACCAUUGAGCUUGGGACAAAAUUCCAUGGAUCCUGUGGCGCCAACAUCGGAAUUGGUACGCCACGGCCAAGCACGUCAACGCCAACAACUUCCUCCCGGUGCGUAUCCCCACGGUGGGAGACAAACAUCCUCCGCCGCCACAACAAUCACCAAUGGUUCUACUCAUUCCAACAACAACAACAACAACGGUAGCAUUCAUAAUGGAGAAGUAACUGAUCCGGAGAUUGAACCGCCUUUGUUGGAAGCAACUUUGGUAGGUUCGGUACCAUUUGAAAUGGACGAGCAGUCCAUCCCUCAAGCACAAAUUUUGGCACCAAAAUCACUCAUGGGGCAAUGGAUGGAAUCCACCUCCACACAAGCCAAGCUCAUUUGUGUGCUUAUUACGGUGGCCGUGCUGGGACUGAUCAUUACUGGAUUGGUCUGUGGAACCAGCAAUGUUUGUAGUGGUAAUGAUAAUGAUGAUGAUGAUGGGCCAACCACCAAAGCUGUUUGGGUGAAUGAUCUACCCGAUUCUACAAUACAAUCCUUACAAGAUCCUGGUUCAUCACAGUCACAAGCGUACCAAUGGAUGAUGACUGGGUACAGUGAACAGAGGCUGGAAGAAUUCCCAGAUUGGAGACGUGAACAGAUAUUUGCCAUUGGCUGUUUCUAUUACUCCUUUGAUGGAUCUACCGAUCCAGACUUGCUUCGUGACAAGGACUUCUUCAAUACAUCACUGCAGGAAUGCCAGGAUUGGAAUGGGACCCAUAUCAAACUGGGUUGCACCGAUGAGGGACAAUUGACGUCUUUCAAACUCACUGCCGUCCCCGUGGAGGUUGUGGGUACAAUUCCACCGGAAGUGCUUCUGUUGGAUCAGUUGGACACCUUGGCCAUUACAGAGGUCAAGCUGAUUGGCAAAUUGACCAGUAUUAUUCCCACCGAGUUGGAGCUCCAUCCAAGCCUCAAGAAUUUGGAUCUCAGCUACAACCAAAUCAGUGGAACCAUACCAGAGUAUCUGAGUCAAAAGACACAACUGGAAACCAUCAUUUUGCAUCAAAACAAGUUGGGUGGAACGGUGCCUGCCCAACUCCUGUAUGGCAUACCCAACUUGAUCAGGCUGCAUAUUUCAACCAACCAGUUGGUGGGGAGCAUUCCCAAACCACCGCCGAUAUUGCCAUCAUUCUCAAGUUUGGCAAACGAUACUUAUGGGUAUGCUCCUCUGCAGAGCUUGGAGCUGGCGACAAACGCUUUGACCGGAACGAUACCCACUGAGCUGUCAGAUUUCCGCAAUCUACAAAUCCUUUUCUUGUCGACCAACGACUUGACUGGUCCUUUCCCAUCAGAGCUUGGUCUCCUCUCCAAACUAGAACGGCUCCGGCUUCAUAGCAAUGACAUUACAGGAGUCCUGCCAACAGAACUAGGCUUGAUGACCCGGAUGACUCACUUGUCAUUUUCCAAAAUGCGUCUGACUGGAACCAUGCCGAGCGAGCUUGCCUUGAUGCGCCACCUUCGAUUCCUCAACUUGGGUGGCAAUAGAAAUAUGAAAGGCACGAUUCCAUCCGAAAUGGGAUUACUAACAGAGUUGACGAGUCUCAUUGUUGGGGGAGGCAUGACGGGAAGUGUACCCGAGAGUAUCUGUCAAUUAACAUUGCCUCGUGCCGAUGGUGGCAAACCCCUCAGUCUCAAGAUUGCCUGCAACACUAUGGAUGAGUGCCCCAGUGGUUGCGAAUGUCAGUGUGGAGCCGAACGAUCAGGUGCUGGUGGCGGUGAUGAUGGUGAUGGUCAUUGUACCACUGGAGGGGGUCCGAGGGCUUGUUAGUAAAAUGCUGGCGGGCAUGCCGCAUCUACGGUAGCAGUGAUGUCUCUUUUUUAAAUUCCAACUCGUAGCAUAAGAUCAAGUCAAAGCGCUUUGUUCGUGUACACCGUACAGCACA